Physella acuta is the source of this 470-nucleotide messenger RNA. RefSeq names its product small ribosomal subunit protein eS25. The record is from RefSeq and is a predicted model, not a curated record. NCBI's taxonomy places the organism in Eukaryota, Metazoa, Mollusca, Gastropoda, Physidae.
UUAUAGGCUGCAUAAAAUUGAAACCAGACACAGCGCCCUCUUCUUCCUCCUUUCUCAACCUAGUCGACCAACAUGGCGGCAAAGAAGGCAGAAGCCAAGGGAGCUGCCAAGGCAAGCAAAACAACUGCAGGGAAACCUAAAAAGGAAGGGUCCGGUGGUAAAGCUAAGAAGAAGAAGUGGUCUAAAGGAAAAGUCCGUGAUAAGUUGAACAAUCUUAUCCUGUUUGACAAGGCAACAUAUGACAAAUUAUACAAAGAAGUUCCCAGUUACAAGCUCAUCACACCUUCAGUUGUAUCUGAAAGGUUAAAAGUCAGAGGUUCACUUGCUAAGCAGGCUCUCAGAGAGUUGCAUUCAAAGGGUUUGAUUAGGCUAGUUUCUAAGCAUAGUUCUCAGAUGAUCUACACAAGAGCCACAAAAGGAGAUAAAGAUGAUGCUGAAUAGAUUGUUCUGAAAUAAAAUUUCUUAAAUUA